Molecule: messenger RNA, 1314 nt
Organism: Lentinula edodes (shiitake mushroom)
Lineage: Eukaryota; Fungi; Basidiomycota; Agaricomycetes; Agaricales; Omphalotaceae
Product: D-galacturonic acid reductase
Exons: 13
Coding region: 1-1314 (437 amino acids)
Biological process (GO): NADPH regeneration
Cellular component (GO): cytoplasm
Molecular function (GO): oxidoreductase activity; nucleotide binding
Source: RefSeq, a predicted model, not a curated record
AUGGCCAACCUCUCCAAGAUCAAUGUUCUAAUGUGUGGUACCGAAUAUAGGGUGAAUAUACGACCGGAUGGACAGGCUCUGGUGCUUCCAAAUCCGAUAAGAAGGCGCGUGCUCAAUUCCUUAUCGAUGGACAAUGAGCUCAUCCGUCCUGUUCAGAUCGGUGUCGUCGGGCUGACUCUCUUCGAUCUACGGAGGCUUGGAAAGGUCGACAAGCUUGGAAUGGCUGGCGUGAAUGGAGGAAAAUUCCCCGCUAUUCGCGAGCAUCUUGACAAGAAUAUCGGCGGGGUAUACAAAGACAUGGAUCUCACGUAUGUUUUUGAUGAUAAGGAAGCCAUCGACAGCAUGUCUAAGGGAGACGCUGUGAUUAUCUUCACACCAGAUCCCACGCACUAUGCCAUCACAAUGUACGCAAUAGAAAGAGGGAUACACGUCCUCGUCACCAAGCCUGCGGUGCAAUUGCUGUCGCACCAUAACGAGCUCAUCGCCGCCGCUAAGAAGUACGGCGUCGUCUGCAUGGUAGAGCACCACAAACGAUUUGAUCCUGCGUAUUCCGAUGCAAGAGCAAAAGCAGAAAGCCUGGGCGAGUUCAACUUUUUCAGUGCAUGGAUGAGCCAACCAAAGAGUCAACUUGAGACAUUCCGAGCAUGGGCUGGAAAAGACUCUGAUAUCAGGCAAGCAAAAACAAAAACACAUUAUUAUUACCUGUCGUCGCACCAUAUCGACAUUUGCUGCUGGAUGCUUCAGGACAAGGCUAUCCCCACAAGGGUAGUGGCAAGUGCCGCAACAGGAAUUGCCACAAGCGAGCCGUACAACUGUGUCCCACAAACAGAAGACACUAUUACCCUCUUGGUUGACUGGGAGUCAACCACUAGUUCAAAGCACAAAGGGACCGGUGUCUACACGGCUAGUUGGACAGCUCCUCUCAAAGCCGGCGUUCACUCGGCCCAACACUGGUAUUAUAUGGGAGAAAAAGGCGAUAUUACCGUUGAUCAAGCUCACCGUGGAUAUGAUGUGACCGUCGACGAUACCGGAAAGACCUGGUACAACCCUUUCUACAUGAAGUACUCUCCUUCAGAAAGCGGACAUUUCGACGGUCAGCGGGGAUAUGGUUAUGUCUCGAUUGAGAAAUUUAUCGAUGCUGCAAGGAGUGUUAACGCCGGUCAUACUAAAGUGGAAGACUAUGAUAAGCAUGGGCUGCCCACCAUCGCCAACACAGUGCUCACAACCGCCAUUCUGCACGCUGGACGAAUCAGCCUGGAUGAGAAGCGGCCGGUUGGAAUCAAGAAGAAUGGAGAAGAGUGGAUUCUGGAAUGA